Molecule: messenger RNA, 429 nt
Organism: Miscanthus lutarioriparius
Lineage: Eukaryota; Viridiplantae; Streptophyta; Magnoliopsida; Poales; Poaceae
Source: the annotation of a GenBank genome assembly
AUGGAGGAGCAGGUGGUGACGGAGCGGAUCCGGCGGAAGAUGGAGGAGGUCAACGCCACCGUGCAGCAGCACCUCGCCGGCGUCCAGGACCACGUCAACUUCACCAUGCAGCAAGCAUACUUCAAGUGCGCAUAUGACUGCUUUGAUCGGCGACGUACUCAAGAAGGGAUCAACAGCUGUGUGGAGAAUUGUAGUAUGCCUGUCCUUACCGCCAACAAUAUUUUUGAGAAUGAGAUGGCCAAGUUUCAGGAACGGUUGAAUCGGUCAUUGAUGGUCUGUCAAGACAAGUUUGAAGCAGCCAAGCUCCAGAAGUUGAAAACAGAUGCAACUCAGGAACUGGAAUCCUGUGUCAACAGAUCUAUCGAUGACAGCAUCAGGGUCCUCCCCCAUGUGGUGGAGCAGAUCAAGUCCACCCUCCAAAUCAAUUAG